GUCCGAUGGAAAAAUAUGAACAAUUUCGUGCUCUUAAAAAUUAUUGAUUUUUCAUCGUUAAAAAACAUCAGAGUGGCUAAUUGCAUACGUGAUGCGAGGUGGCGCGGUCGGCGGCCGCUGUAUAUAAGUAAGAAGAAAGCCGCAGUAUUCAAACAAUAUUUCUAGUCUGAAAAGUUUCUACGAAAAAAAAGAGUGAAAAAGUAUUAAAAUUGUACUUAAUUAUAUUUAUAUGUUUUACAAUAAUCUGUGAUAGACAAUUUUGGACUGUGCAAUUUUUACAAGUGUUUGCCAAAGAGAAUGGUGUUAGUUUUUAGUUUAUGAUUGUCUGUGGUCGAGUUUCUUAAAUGGAACAGAAGAUGGCGCUGCCGCCGCAACAGUUUUGCGUCCGGUGGAACUCCUACCACACCAACUUACAGGCGGUGUUUCCCCGACUGCUCCUCACUGAGCAAUUCGCUGAUGUGACAUUAGCAUGCGAGUCCCGACAACUGCGAUGCCACAAACUAGUGUUGUCCGCCUGCUCUGCCUACCUCGAACGGCUUCUGCUGAACAAUCCUUGCAAACAUCCCAUCGUGCUUAUGAGGGAUAUGAGGUUCAGCGAAAUGCAAGCGCUGGUGGACUUCAUGUACAAGGGGGAGGUGAAUGUCACUCAGGAGGAGCUGCCGAGUCUUCUGAAGAGUGCUGAGGCGCUGCAGAUCCGGGGUCUAUGUUCGAGCGACAGCAGCGGGCUAGCGUCAGAGUUGAACAAGCCAGAGCGAGACAGCAAAGACUACACCGUCGCUACCGAGGCUUUGGUCGCGCACGCGCAACGAGAGGCCACCACCAACGGUCCCCGCCCCCCGCAACCGCAAACCCCCACCAACGGCCCGCUCCUCAAGAAACGCAAGCAAGAUGAAGCAGAGGUCAAAGAAGAAACCGUCGAAGAAGAUGGACUAUACUACGGCGAAUUGGACCACGAAAAUAUGGAAUACAAUGAGGACGAGGAAUCAGGCAAACCCGGCAGUAGUCUAGGACAACCGUCAGGUCGCCAAAGCUAUCUCCGCGUAAAACCCGAAAGCGAGCUAUUCUUCCAAACGAAGCUCCAAAAUCUAGCCAAAGCCAAUUCCGAGUACAUCAACAGACUAUCCAAGAUGAACGCCACAGAAAUCCGCCAAGAAUUUAAUAAAUACGGCUUCCAAGAAGAGCCUAAGGACAAAUCCGAAAAUGACUAUUACAAAUCUUGGUUGGAACAGAAUGGUGAAUUGGAGGUGUCUCUAUUGAAAUGCGGUCAGAAAAAACCGAAGCCUGACUACAAAAAUCAAAAAUCCGAAGUGGAAUUGAUUCCUAAACCAAAGGAAGCCAAAGUUUACCCUCUUGAAAAACAGAUUCGUAGAAGGGGGCGGCCACCGAUUUUUAAAGAUAGGAAUGUUGAUAUAGGGGAGACUGUACUAAAAUCUGAUUUGGACCAAUUCUUGGAGGGGAAAGAAGUGAGUUCCUCAGGGCUGUCCCGGAAGGAUUUGGAAAGGGUGAUGAUGGGGAAGUUUAAUCCGAAUAGACGGUAUUCGAAUGAGGCCAUGUGGGCUGCGCUUAUGGAUGUUAAGAAAGGCGGAAGUAUUUACAGAGCGGCGCAAACCCACAAAGUCCCCCGCAAGUCACUCCGCAACUGGAUGAAGCGAUGCCACAUCAAAUCCUCCUUCCCCAUGCCACAGCAACUCAAGCAGUUUGUAGAAAACAGCAAGAAACAGAAAGAAGAGAAAUUCGAUCCUCAGGAGAAGUUCGAAGAGGCUAAAAGUGAGGAUUAUGAGGAAAUGGGCUUCGGGAAUCAUUUUCUAAGCUUUCCGGCGUCCAGUGAUGAUGACAGGGAAAAGAAAGAUGAUUCAGCUAUUGAUAUGACUGUGCAUGAAUAGGGACAAGUCGCUAGGGACUCAAUGGUGAGGCGCUGGUCCCACAUCGAGCUAGUAAACUAUGAGCUAAAAAAAAAACCCUCGACCGCGACAUAGUAGACCGAUUUUCAUGAAUUAUGGCUAAGAUCACUCCCGACUAACUCAGCUUUUAGA
Molecule: messenger RNA, 2033 nt
Organism: Leguminivora glycinivorella
Lineage: Eukaryota; Metazoa; Arthropoda; Insecta; Lepidoptera; Tortricidae
Biological process (GO): regulation of transcription by RNA polymerase II
Cellular component (GO): nucleus
Molecular function (GO): protein binding
Source: RefSeq, a predicted model, not a curated record